Messenger RNA from Lytechinus variegatus (green sea urchin), 1412 nucleotides. Its product is annotated as fibropellin-1-like. Gene Ontology annotation, molecular function: calcium ion binding. The transcript has 3 exons. The record is from RefSeq and is a predicted model, not a curated record. Lineage: Eukaryota; Metazoa; Echinodermata; Echinoidea; Temnopleuroida; Toxopneustidae. The coding region runs from base 18 to 1412 and encodes 464 amino acids.
AGGAAAAGAUUCUAAAGAUGCUGUCUCGAACUAUGUUCAUCUCCAUUUUGAUUGCUAUGGGAUUUUUGGUAGCCGCUUCCGUUUCAUCAACAUGCAUGACAGAUGGUAAGGCUAGCCGACAUUACAAGAAGGAUCCAUACAGGUCGUACAGAAAAGGCGACACAAGGCACGAUGUUGCCAAAGCUGAAUGUUCAAACUCAGAUAAGACUCAAGAUGAUGCUUGUUCCUGUAACCCCUGUCUUCAUGGUGGAACUUGUAACCACAUCGAUGAUCCACCUGGAUACUCUUGUACGUGCUUUGAGGGAUACGAAGGAGACAUCUGCCAAGAAUCAACCGGGGGAGAUGAUGCUUGUUCCUGUAACCCCUGUCUUCAUGGUGGAACUUGUAACCUCGUCGAUUAUCUACCUGGAUACUCUUGUAUGUGCUCUCAAAUAUACGAAGGAGACACCUGCCAGGAAUCAACCGGGGGAGAUGAUGCUUGUUCCUGUAACCCCUGUUUUCAUGGUGGAACUUGUAACCUCAUCGAUGAUCCACCUGGAUACUCUUGUACGUGCUUUGAGGGAUACGAAGGAGACACCUGCCAGGAAUCAACCGGGGGAGAUGAUGCUUGUUCCUGUAACCCCUGUUUUCAUGGUGGAACUUGUAACCUCAUCGAUGAUCUACCUGGAUACUCUUGUAUGUGCUCUCAAGUAUACGAAGGAGACACCUGCCAGGAAUCAACCGGGGGAGAUGAUGCUUGUUCCUGUAACCCCUGUUUUCAUGGUGGAACUUGUAACCUCAUCGAUGAUCCACCUGGAUACUCUUGUACGUGCUUUGAGGGAUACGAAGGAGACACCUGCCAGGAAUCAACCGGGGGAGAUGAUGCUUGUUCCUGUAACCCAUGUCUUCAUGGUGGAACUUGUAACCUCGUCGAUUAUCUACCUGGAUACUCUUGUACGUGCUCUCAAGUAUACGAAGGAGACACCUGCCAGGAAUCAACCGGGGGAGAUGAUGCUUGUUCCUGUAACCCCUGUUUUCAUGGUGGAACUUGUAACCUCAUCGAUGAUCCACCUGGAUACUCUUGUACGUGCUCUCAAGUAUACGAAGGAGACACCUGCCAGGAAUCAACCGGGGGAGAUGAUGCUUGUUCCUGUAACCCCUGUUUUCAUGGUGGAACUUGUAACCUCAUCGAUGAUCCACCUGGAUACUCUUGUACGUGCUUUGAGGGAUACGAAGGAGACACCUGCCAGGAAUCAACCGGGGAAGAUGAUGCUUGUUCCUGUAACCCCUGUUUUCAUGGUGGAACUUGUAACCUCAUCGAUGAUCCACCUGGAUACUCUUGUACGUGCUUUGAGGGAUACGAAGGAGACACCUGCCAGAAUCCUCCAGAUGAAGUGAGCCCCAAUUCGGAUUUAACUUAUUACGAUAUUUAA